CAAAUGGCGGGAUUGGUAGAGGAACUGUCAGGAUUGUUGAGUUGUUAAACUUACUUUGUGAUUUAAAAUAAUGAUAUUCUACCAUGGCCGCGUCCAUUACAGACGAGUGGAAUGUCCCGAAAAGUGAUGACGAGCAAGAUAGCUCUGAAGCCAAGGGGAAUAAAGUGGAAGACGAGCUGGAUAUUCCUUUAAAGGUUUUACUUCUUUACAGAGAAAUCGAGAAAAACAGUUUUAUUGAACUCAAAGUUAAGGAGUGCAGACGUAGUGUAAAAGAGAAUGUUGUACAGCCCUGCGAGGAAGAAAAAGGAGAAGAAGGAAAGGACAAAGUAAUCAAUUCAACCGCUGAAGAAACAAGCACUGUUCUAGAACCUGAUGGGACACUGAAUGCGAUCUUUGCUGCUAACGUCGAAAAGGACAAGUAAGUCAGUACAAUCAUUAAUGUUAUGGAGAAAUGAUUAAGAGCUAGAGAAUUUCACCGUUUUUUAUUCAUGAAAUCCACCUCUUUUUGCUUUUCUAGUAAAUCGCAUCAUUUCUGUUCUAAGUGUCCUCAUUUCUGUACAUGUACGCUCGCAUACAAACUCACGGGAUGUCAAGGCGUUUCCGGUUCCGCUUUUUGACAACCCGGCUGCUCUUUCACUACACUAUUGGUACUGACUAAAAACCUGUAUUCGGGCAAUUAACGUGUAGAAUUUCAAAAUAGAUCUGAUACAUUUGUGCCACGUAGCCACUGUUUUAGGGGUUAUAGCUUUGAAGUGGUUGGAUAUUCUGCAGUUAAGCCCAGUAUUGAUGUGACAUCAUGCUUGUGAUGAUCGUUAAACCACAUUGCACGCCAGAAUCCCGGUGUAGUCAAUCUCCAAUUAUUUGAUUGACUUCGUUUGGGUUCGGAAAUCAAACAGUAACUCAACCCAAAUUUUGCCAAUCAAACAGUGCUGUCAACUCUCACAAAUAAUCCGGGAGACUCCAGAUUUUGGUCUGUAUCUCCUGGUCUCCAGAUUAGAGUAUAAAAUCUCCUGGAUAUUCUCUGAAGUUUGUCAUUCAGUUGUAGACUCGACUUUCCGAGAAUAAACUUUAAAAUAUUCUACGUUGUUUGAGCUAUUUUACUAGUAACAUCGAACAUUUCCUCAUAAACUUCAGUAUGGUAUAUUAUUUCAUUGUAAUGUAAGAAAUAAUGUGAAACAUUGCAAAUUCAUGACGAUCGGGUCAACGUGUAUUUUUUGCACAAAUGGUGUCAUAUACCGUGCAAUAUGACCUCAUCUACCAUCCAUUUCCUAUCAAUUCUCAAUAUUUGAAGACAUGGGGGGUUGACAGCCCUGAUCAAAUGUCAUUGAAGGGGGUGUCUAUAAAACCUACAAAGAUCAAAACCAACCCAAAAGUGAAGACCUGUAUGUAAAUUGAUGUAAAACAACAUGCGGAUGAUGGCUAACUUGUAACACACUUCCCCACAUCCUUAAAGGCACGUUAUUGAUGGGCUCAAAGAUCUGCUUUGUCUAUGCCAGAAGCCAGUUUUGGUGGACCCCGCCCUUAAUUGGACAACAGGAGUUGGUCCCUGCUGUUGUUGACAUUUUCCUUGACUCCCUGUACCUGUUGGGCAGAUGUCUGUCUAACACAGACACUUGAUGACAAUUAACCUAGCAGUGUCUGUCCUAAGAACAGUUGUCUGUAUGCUUCAUUAAUUUUGUAACCAAUGCUUAUUUUGCAGGGCUCCUGAACCAUCGGCCUUUGAUUACAUGGAAGAAUCCAUCGACGAAACUUCACACAUUACAAGAAAAAUUCCAAAGACAGGUUUGUUUUCAAUUUUUGUUUAUUAUGCUUAAUGGCUACAGGGUUGAAUUCUAUAAAAUAAACCCCAAUUACAACUGCUAAAGAAAGACAUUAGAAUAGAAUAAUAUACAGAUAGUUGCAGCGAAAUCAAAUAUUAUUUUGUUAAACCCUCAAAACGGCUCAUGAGGAUAAAAUCUGGCAGAAAAAAUUCUUCCUUUAGCCAAGGAAAAAUGUUUUCAUCCCAAAAAGUUCACUUCCAAAAUUUCUAACCUUCAAAAGUCCUUGGGUUCUAAUUUCAAACCCAUCACUGUAAUUAUUAACCUGUAGUUAGUAACCUGGACCUGUGCCCACCCCGCUUCCUCAGAGUAAAGACAGAAGAACAUUUUAAGAGGCCUUUUGAAAACCACUUUUGUCAUUAACUCAUCCGGUUCAAAGGUUCUCGUUGUUCUUGUUGUUAAUAGUUACUAAGUUUUUAGCAAACUGAUGUGACUGAAAUCUUUUUUUAUUAUCCAUUAGAACGCCUUCAUAGAAAAAGAGUAGGAACACUAGAGAAUGUCAUUUCAGACUUGAAGCGGUUUAGAGACAUGGAUACAAAAGAGACAGAGAAUACAGAUAACAAAAGUAUUCUAGAGACAAAAUCUGAUACAACUACUACAAAUAAAGACUCAAAAGGACUAUGA
Porites evermanni is the source of this 2441-nucleotide messenger RNA. The record is from the annotation of a GenBank genome assembly. NCBI's taxonomy places the organism in Eukaryota, Metazoa, Cnidaria, Anthozoa, Scleractinia, Poritidae.